Molecule: messenger RNA, 558 nt
Organism: Vicia faba (fava bean)
Lineage: Eukaryota; Viridiplantae; Streptophyta; Magnoliopsida; Fabales; Fabaceae
Source: the annotation of a GenBank genome assembly
AUGCAUUCUCGUUUCUCCUUACUUAAAAUAAAUAUUGGCAAUAAGGGGAUCAUUGCUGUUGGUGAGAAUUGCAAGUUUCUAACUGAUCUUAGCAUUCGAUUCUGUGAUAGGGUGGGGGAUGGAGCCCUUAUUGCUAUAGCCGAGGGCUGUUCCCUUCAUUAUCUGAAUGUAAGUGGCUGCCACCAAAUUGGAGAUGCUGGACUGAUAGCCGUUGCAAGGGGUUCCCCUCAACUCUGUUAUCUUGACGUGAGUGUACUCCAGACUUUGGGCGAUAUGGCUAUGGCCGAGUUGGGAGAAAAUUGUCCACUACUUAAAGAAAUAGUAAUAUCUCACUGCCGUCAAAUAACAGACGUUGGUUUAGCGCAUCUUGUCAAAAGCUGCACCCUACUAGAGUCAUGCCACAUGGUUUAUUGCUCUAGCAUAACUUCAGCCGGAGUGGCCACAGUGGUUUCUAGUUGUCCCAACAUAAAAAAGGUUCUUGUCGAGAAGUGGAAGGUUAGCCAGCGGACCGAGCGCCGGGCAGGUUCUGUCAUUUCCUACUUGUGCGUGGACCUUUAG